GGGAAACAAUUUGGUGCCAAGCGUGAAUAAUUAAGGAGUCCCCGAAGGCAAAGAAGAGGGCAGAUCUUUUUUCUCAUGAUUCAAGGUGAUCAUCUGGGAUGAGGAGUUCUGGAAAGCGCAAUGAACCCUGACAGCCUCUGCGGACUCUGCGCGCACGCUCCCGCCUUUGUGCUCCGAAGCGCGCUUGCCUUCAUCCACAGCCUCCGCGCACCCUCAGCUCUCAGAGGAAACUUGUUUGCGCAGGAACCUGUUGUGGAUCACAAUUGAUCCUGGAGUAUUUUUAGCGCUCACUAUAGACUGAUUCCGGAAUAAAGAAAGAAAGAAGCGGGGGGAAAGCCUCUUUUUGCCACUCACACAGAGCCUCUCCGCAACCCCGUGACCCUCCCCUCCUCGUGGGCGACUCGGCACAUUUCUCUCCAAGAUGGUUGUUCCUAGCGAGGAAGAUUGGUGGACUUCUCGGACAGUAGAGAUGCUUUCCUCCUGGCUUUAGGCGCAGAAUGGCUCCUGAACAGCCUUCGUGCCGGUGGGGCUACGAUGAACAGGUUGCUGUUGCGCUGAAACUUCCAGACCAGGGGAAGGAUGCGCAGGUGCAGGACAUCUGAAUCAGCCUCUCAAAGUUAGAGAGGAGCCUCAGGGACAGAAGGCAGAAGAGGAUACUUAUCUCCCAGCGCCUCUUUCUCACUUUCUACGCUUUGAGGAGAGAAGAGACCGACCGGCGAUCUUGGCAGCAGCUUGUUGAUGGCACUGCGCACAGGGAGGACUUGGUUUGGGCAGGUCUUGCGCAGGGUCUCUCGGCUGCAGGGCUCCUGGUCCAGGCGAUCCAGCAGUCUUCUGUGUCUCUCGGUGAACCAGGAGCAGGAUCCGGGGACCUGUCACCGGGAUCAGUACAAGGCAGGGGGCAGGUGCGCUGAACCCGGCAUCCGCGCCCCCCAGAGCGCGCCUUUCUGCUCCACCGCUGCCUCCAGGCGCUGCCCGCACGGUUUCCUCCACGCCUGCUGCGCCUUUCCUGGGAACCCGAGGGGACAUGAGCCCCUUGGUCGUCGGUUCCUGUUGGCCAUGAAGAGACAGAAUGUGCGGACCCUGUCCCUGAUCGUCUGCACGUUCACGUACCUGCUCGUGGGGGCCGCCGUCUUUGACGCCCUGGAGUCCGACUUUGAAAUGCGUGAAAAGGAGCAGCUGGAGGCGGAGGAGAGGCGUCUUCAGGGGAAAUAUAACAUCAGCGAGGAUGACUACCGCAAACUGGAGAGCAUCAUCAUGGAGGCCGAGCCCCACAGAGCCGGGGUGCAGUGGAAAUUCGCGGGCUCCUUUUACUUUGCCAUCACGGUUAUCACAACCAUCGGCUAUGGCCAUGCAGCACCUGGGACCGAUGCAGGGAAGGCCUUCUGCAUGUUCUACGCCGUCCUGGGCAUCCCGCUGACCCUCGUCAUGUUCCAGAGUCUGGGCGAGAGGAUGAACACGUUCGUCAAGUACCUCCUGAAGCGCAUUAAGAAGUGCUGCGGCAUGAGCAUCACCGACGUGUCCAUGGAGAACAUGGUGACAGUGGGCUUCUUCUCCUGUAUUGGCACGCUCUGCAUCGGGGCGGCAGCCUUUUCCCAUUAUGAGGACUGGAGUUUCUUCCAGUCGUACUACUACUGCUUCAUCACCUUAACAACUAUUGGCUUUGGGGACUUUGUGGCCCUCCAGAAGAACCGGGCCCUCCAGAAGAAGCCCCUGUAUGUGGCCUUUAGCUUUAUGUACAUCCUGGUGGGCCUGACAGUCAUCGGGGCCUUCCUCAAUCUGGUGGUGCUCCGCUUCCUAACUAUGAACAGCGAGGACGAACGGCGGGACGCUGAGGAGCGGGCGUCGCUCGCUGGCAAUCGAAACAGUAUGAUCAUCCACAUCCAGGACGAAACACUGCAGCGGGGGCGACAGCGGCGCGAGCCGUACAGGGCAGAGGUGACUGACCUGCAGUCGGUUUGCUCCUGCCUGCACUACCACUCGCACGACUUCGGCAGCUCCUCGGGAGGGGCCGGAGGCCUGGGCUGUGCCUUCUCCCAUCAGAACUCACUCAGCUCCCAGCUGAACCCCCACCAGUACUUUCACUCCGUCUCCUACAGGAUCGAGGAGAUCUCCCCCAGCACCUUGAAAAACAGCUUCUUCCCGUCACCCAUCAGCUCGGUGUCUCCGGGUCUUCACAGCUUCACGGAUAACCAUCAGCUCAUGAGGAGGAGGAAGUCUGUAUAAACCCAAAACUGCCGGGACAAACACGUCUCCUCUUUUCUACACAACCUUCCGAUGCUGCUCCUAUUCAGAUCUCCUCUCAGCACUUUGUUUCCCAGUUUGGUUGUAUUUAAUAUCAGUAUUUUUUGGGAACAGAAGCCGAAAACUGCAGAAGUGGGCACGAUGCGAUGCAAAGCAUGAAGCAUGGAUGUCUAUUUUUGAAAAUGAAAAAAAACUUGACAGGAACUUCCUUGUGACAGUUUUAAGGCAGAAAACCAACACAUUUGGUUGAAGACCAAAUGAUGCACACUGUUGAAAUACUAUUUUUCAAAGAGAGAAUGCUUGUUUCACCUUAACUUGAAGAUAAUCACCAUCAUCCUCGUUGUUAUUAUUAUUAUUAUGCCAUUGCCUCACUGGAAAUAGAGAGUUCUAAAUAUAAUGAAGCAUCAGGUAUUGUUUUCUAAAAGCAAUCAUAUAUUUUAAUGUUUUCACCUCACUUUAAGCCAAACUCUUGUUGCCAAUAUUAGCAUGUGAAUUAGACGUCAUUUACUAGUAUGCCAUGGUUUUGUAAAACUGUUGAGUCUGUUCUCAGAGCAGGUGUAUGACCUGCAUCUACGUGUCUAUAAAUCAAAGGAUCGUGCUGCUGUUAUUGAUAUUUCCUUUACAUCCUCAAAGGUCAGAUGUGGCUGCAAAAGCUUUAUAAUCGUUACUACGACAUGACCCAGCAGUAUCUUUCAUUUAAACUCCUGCAGCUUUGUUUACCUCCGGCUGUGGUUUUAACGCGUCUUCGUGGUCACACUACCUGUUUUAGAGUUGAAAAGCAAGGGAGUUCCGAGCCGUCACCAGGGGGCAGCACAGGCACCAGCACUCAUGGCUACAUCCUUCACGACACAAACACAAGUUGGGACUAUUUGACUUGGUUAUCUUAGCUGGUUUUCUUGGACAAUUAUGGUUGUUUGGAAAAACAAACAAACAUCAGGAUUGAUGCCAUCCAUCUUCAGAAAGCACUGAAUCCGUUUUGGGGUCACGGGGUCGCUGGGCCAACCCAGCUACUGUUGGGUGAAGGUGGAGUACACCCUAAAGGUCGGAUCAGGAUUUAUGUUCUAAAACAAACCAAUCAAAACCAAACAGAAACCUUCACACUUUGAAAUAAAAUGUGGGUCCCACCAGGCGUAGAAGCACAUCAGCAGUUGCAUCUUAUUCGUUGCUGUGCUACCAGAAGCUGCAAAAAUGUUGCUCUGGGGCGCAGUAAAAGUAUUAUACAAGCAAAUGCAGCUGGGACUCUUUGAAUAACAACAAGUGGUUUUAAAAACAAUAUUAUCCAUUAAAUGAGUAACAAUUUAGUCACAUGACCAACUAAUAUAUUUUUUUUUAAACUCAAAGGCUACGUUCACACUGCAGGCUGAAACGACCCAAUUCCGAUUUCUUUGCCCCUAUGCGAUCUGUAUCUGAU
This is a messenger RNA of Oryzias latipes (Japanese medaka), 3652 nucleotides long. It is a transcript of the gene kcnk9, whose product is annotated as potassium channel, subfamily K, member 9. The record is from RefSeq and is a predicted model, not a curated record. Lineage: Eukaryota; Metazoa; Chordata; Actinopteri; Beloniformes; Adrianichthyidae. Gene Ontology annotation, biological process: potassium ion transmembrane transport; stabilization of membrane potential. Gene Ontology annotation, cellular component: plasma membrane. Gene Ontology annotation, molecular function: potassium ion leak channel activity; outward rectifier potassium channel activity.